UAUGAGUAAGGCUAACCCUAUUGAUCUACAAAUGGUUGGAAUUUUUUUUUUUUUUUCAUUUUCAGCACUUGACCCAGAAAAAUGGUUGGAAUUUAAGCUGCAAGAGACUGCAAGGGUCAGCCACAACACUCAGUUAUUCAGGUUCUCAUUUGAUCCUGCUGCCAAGUUGGGGCUUGAUAUUGCUUCAUGUAUUCUUACAAGGCGCCCGAUUGCAGAGGAAUCAGAAGGGAGAAGAAAAUAUGUUAUUCGCCCGUAUACGCCUAUAUCAGACCCAGAUUCAAAAGGCUAUUUUGAUCUUUUAAUUAAGGUUUAUUCUGAAUGGGAAGAUGAGCCAGCAUCUGCAAGUUUAAAGCCAGGUGAUGUUGUUGAAGUCAAAGGGCCAAUUGAAAAGCUCAGAUAUAGCCCAAAUAUGAAGAAGAAAAUUGGCAUGAUUGCAGGAGGCACAGGUAUCACACCAAUGCUGCAGGUUAUCAAGGCUAUUCUGAAGAAUCCUGAUGACAACACUCAGGUAUCAUUGCUGUAUGCUAACAUAUCACCAGAUGAUAUUUUGUUAAAAAGGGAGCUUGACAGACUCUCUGUUAGCUAUCCAAAUUUUAAGGUAUUUUAUACUGUGGACAAGCCAUCUAGUAACUGGAUUGGAGGUGCUGGGUAUAUAUCAAAGGACAUGAUUGCGAAAGGCUUGCCUGGUCCUGCAGAAGACAGUCUUAUACUUGUCUGUGGUCCCCCAGGAAUGAUGAAACACAUAUCUGGAGACAAGGCAAAAGACAGAUCACAAGGCGAGCUAACUGGUCUACUCAAGGAGGUUGGGUACACAGAACAGAUGGUAUACAAAUUUUGAGAGGAUUAAAGAAUGCAAGGCUGAUGACCUUGGCUAGAGAAAAUACAAUACUUGAGCUUUUUAUAACAUCUGUUGUAGGAGGCAAGAUGCAAGAUGCGGCAUUUCAGCCCAUCAAAUAAAAUUUCAGGUGCAUUAAGUUGAAACUAUGUGUCAACAUACACCAUAAAUUCAGUUUCAGAUCAGUCAACUCUCUGGAGCUUUGAAUUGCUUUACCAGCUGUUGGAACCUGAGCGCUUCUUGCUUUGCGUGAUGCUUUGACUGAUGGCUUCGUGUAUGUAUACUAAUGCAACCAUAAUUGUUGGGUAAA
Messenger RNA from Phoenix dactylifera (date palm), 1145 nucleotides. NCBI's taxonomy places the organism in Eukaryota, Viridiplantae, Streptophyta, Magnoliopsida, Arecales, Arecaceae. The record is from RefSeq and is a predicted model, not a curated record.